This is a messenger RNA of Camelina sativa (false flax), 1027 nucleotides long. RefSeq names its product zinc finger A20 and AN1 domain-containing stress-associated protein 4. NCBI's taxonomy places the organism in Eukaryota, Viridiplantae, Streptophyta, Magnoliopsida, Brassicales, Brassicaceae. Gene Ontology annotation, molecular function: zinc ion binding; DNA binding. The record is from RefSeq and is a predicted model, not a curated record.
CAUCAUCAUCGUCUUCAUCUCUCUGUUUUAAGCAUAUGAUAUAUAUUGCUUCUCUCUUCUCUUAUCUCUUCUCUCUCCGUUUCACCCCAUUAUAGAGAAUCCAGUGAAUCAACCAACAAACAGAUUUGAUCACUUCUUCCUCCUACAAAGAUCUGUGUCUUUUAAAAGAAUUGUCGAAAGAUAAAAAUAUAUUAUGGCGGAGGAACAUAGAUGCGAGACACCAGAAGGACAUCGUCUAUGUGUAAACAACUGUGGUUUCUUCGGAAGCUCAACAACGAUGAAUCUCUGUUCAAACUGUUACGGCGAUCUCUGUCUCAAACAACAACAACAAGCUUCCAUGAUAUCAACCGUCGAGUCAUCUCUCUCCCCUUCUCCUACUCCUUUGGUGAUCGCACCUGUCCUUCACGAUAACUACGCGGCAGAAUUAGAGAUCACGAUCCCGACGAAGAAGGAAGAGGAGAAGAAGCCGAUUCAAACGUCGACGGAGAGUCAGCAGCAACGGCCGAACCGGUGCACCGUGUGUAGGAAACGUGUGGGGUUAACCGGGUUUAUGUGCCGGUGCGGUACGACUUUUUGUGGGAGUCAUAGGUACCCUGAGGUUCACGGUUGCACGUACGAUUUCAAAUCUGCGGGUCGUGAGGAGAUCAAGAAAGCUAAUCCGUUGGUCGUUGCGGCGAAGCUUCAGAAGAUAUGAGAAUCGGAGGCAGCGGAGGAGGAGGAGGAGCCGUUGACCCGCGAUUUCGUAAUUUUACCUUGAGAAUGUUCUCGGUGGAUCUCAGCCGUUCAUUUAUGUUUAAAAAUACUUUUUGUAUUAUGGACACAGACGUGUCAAGCGGUUAAGGCUGAGAUGGUUUCGUCAUGAACUUUCAAUUAUUUUCUCUUUUUCUUUUUUUUUUUUCCUUACGAAAUUAAAGUUUUUAAUUAUUAUUAUUAUAAAUUGUGUGGCUUUUGCUUGUGUAAAAAGGGGGAAAAAAAAAGAAAGAAAAUAUAUAAAAUUGUGUCUCGCUCUUUUUGAGAAUUUGUUUUA